CUCCCCCUGCGUCUGUGCGAGCAGACGAGAGGCUCCCUCUCUCUCUCUCUCUCUCUUUCCGCUCUGCAGAGGCGAUGCCGAGCCGACGUCGGGAAGCAGCGUCUCCGGCUGCCAUCAACAAGUUGAGGGGGUCGAGCGACAGCGAGCGGGGGGAACGCGCGAGCUUCAAUUAAACCGUCCGAGCUGACAUCAUUGCGGCGGAAAGGAAACAAAAGAAGAAGAGGAAAAGAGGAGGAGGAGGAAGGGGGGGUUCUGUUCACCGGAGUCGCUCUUGGAUGCAACUUAAAAAAUAUAUGUAAAUAUUUAUUCCACGGAUUCGGAGGAUGAAGGAAAAGAUUCAGCCUUUUUUUCUUUUACAUAUAUAAACUUGGAUUUUUAUAAGGACUGAAAUCACAGGAAUAAGAACGUCAUCUCGGGACAUGGAAUUUCAUAUUUGGUUUCCAUCGGGCGGGCUCACAGUUGCUUUAUUUCCAAAGAGGCUGACUCCUUUUGUGCUCAGUCAGAAGGGUUCCUUCCCUUUGGAUUCCUCUUCCCUCUGGUCGCUCCAAGAGUCCGCGGAAGAGGACCGUUGAAUGCAGCCUCCGAUGUGCACAAAAGAAUGGGUUUCCAUUCGAGGUGGCCAUUGGUGGGACGUGCCCCGGCGGCUCUGAUCUCCGUGCUCCUGCUGCUCCUGCUGCGCCUCCUGCCUCCCGCGUCGUGCACAACAUGCCCUCAGAAGUGCCGCUGUGAGGACCUGCAGUUCUACUGCGACACGCAGGGGCUGCAGGCGCCGCCCGACGCCGUGGACAAGGGCGCCCUGGGGCUGUCGCUGCGCCACAACAGCAUCGCGGAGCUCGGCCCGGACCGGUUCUACGGCUUCGGCCAGCUCACCUGGCUCCACCUGGACCACAACCAGAUCACCGCGGUGCAGGAGGACGCCUUCCAAGGACUCUACAAGCUGAAGGAACUCAACCUGAGCUCCAACCGGAUCACCAAGCUGCCCAACACGACCUUCAUCCACCUCAUCAACCUCCAGAUCCUGGACCUGUCCUUCAACCAGAUGACGGCGCUGGAACCGGAACUGUUUCACGGCCUGAGGAAGCUCCAGAUCCUCCACCUGCGCUCCAACCUGCUGCGCACCACGCCCGUCCGGGCGUUCUGGGACUGCCGCAGCCUGGAGUACUUGGGCCUGAGCAGCAACCGGCUGCGCAGCCUGGCGCGCAACGGCUUCGCCGGGCUCAUCAAGCUCAAGGAGCUCCACCUGGAGCGCAACCAGCUCUCCAAGGUCAACCUGGCCCACUUCCCGCGCCUCGUGGCCCUCCAGUUCCUCUACCUGCAGUGGAAUAAGAUCAGCAACCUGACGUGCGGCAUGGAGUGGACCUGGACCACGCUGGAGAAGCUGGACCUCACGGGCAACGAGCUGCGCGCGCUGACGGCCGACGUGUUCCAGACGCUGCCCAACCUGAAGGUGCUGCUGCUGGACGACAACAAGCUGAGCAGCCUGGAGCCGGCGGUGACGGCGACGUGGCGCUCGCUGGGCACCGUCGGGCUGUCCAGCAACUCCUGGGAAUGUACCAAGCGGAUUUGCUCCCUGGCCAGUUGGCUGAGCGGCUUCAGGGGCCGGUGGGAGCGCUCCAUCCUCUGCCACAGCCCCGAGUACGCGCAGGGCGAGGAGAUACUCGACGCCGUUUACGGAUUCCAGCUUUGCCAGAAUUUUUCAGCGUCGGUCGUCCAGACCGCCGGCGCGACCGCGGCCGCUACCGCCGCCGCGGAGGCCACGAGCUCCUCGUUUGGGAUUACGCGGCCGACCCCGACGCCGGACUACGCCGAGGAUUUUGGGAGCUUGACCACGAUCGCCGCCGCGACGACGCGCCGCGCGGCUCAAGCGACGACCGCCCCGUUGGAGGAGGCGGUGACGGCGGACCCGUCCGCCACGGACAACACCGUCACGACCCACAGGGUCAUCGUCGGCACCAUGGCGCUGCUGUUCUCUUUCUUCUUCAUCAUUUUCGUGGUGUACAUCUCGCGGAGGUGCUGCCCGCCCGCCCUGCGCCGGAUACGCCACUGCUCGGCCAUUCGGACCCGCAGGCAGAUGAGGACCCAGCAGCGGCAGCCGAUGGCGGACCUCGCCACGCAGGUCCCCUACAACGAGUACGAGCCCAGCCACGAGGAAGGGGCGCUCGUCAUCAUCAACGGCUACGGGCAGUGCAAGUGUCAGCAGCUGCCUUACAAAGAGUGUGAAGUAUGA
Pseudoliparis swirei is the source of this 2227-nucleotide messenger RNA. RefSeq names its product leucine rich repeat transmembrane neuronal 2 (gene lrrtm2). The record is from RefSeq and is a predicted model, not a curated record. Gene Ontology annotation, molecular function: protein binding. The transcript has 2 exons. Lineage: Eukaryota; Metazoa; Chordata; Actinopteri; Perciformes; Liparidae. The coding region runs from base 599 to 2227 and encodes 542 amino acids.